Phytophthora nicotianae INRA-310 is the source of this 1140-nucleotide messenger RNA. RefSeq lists its product as hypothetical. Gene Ontology annotation, cellular component: cytoplasm. The transcript is spliced from 2 exons. Gene Ontology annotation, molecular function: rRNA (uridine-N3-)-methyltransferase activity. The record is from RefSeq and is a predicted model, not a curated record. Bases 68 to 1078 code for a protein of 336 amino acids. Gene Ontology annotation, biological process: rRNA base methylation. NCBI's taxonomy places the organism in Eukaryota, Oomycota, Peronosporomycetes, Peronosporales, Peronosporaceae.
CUUCUUGUGAACUUGCCGCAACUUCCGAUAUUUGAUGCGCAACUUAACUUUCAGUUUUUGAUUGGCAAUGGGACGUACCAAGCGUGACACCUCGUCGCGGAAGAGUCGACUGUCAGAGCCUCCAGGUAGCAGCUCAAAGCGCCAACGCCAUAGCACGCAUGAGACGCCCAACCAGCUGUACGCGCCCGAAGACGCCGUGCUGGUGUUGGGAGACGGCGACUUUUCCUUCUCGCGCGGACUGGUCAAGCACCGCGGCACUGGCAAAGGUGUGUUCACGACUUCGUUUGACUCAGAGAGCCAAGUCCGCAGCAAAUAUCCCAAUGCUCAAGAGUGCAUCGCGGCGGUACGGUCGGCGCAUGGGCUUGUGUUGCAUGAUGUGGACGCCACCAAGCUGCUUGAGUUGCCGCAACAGGUGAAGACUGGCACGGGGUUGAAGACCAUCCCCGACUUCUUUCAGUACAUUGUCUUCAACUUCCCCCACAGUGGACAGCAGCGCGUGCAUAUCAACCGAGCGUUGUUACUUAACUUCUUUGAGAGUGCACGGAACCGACUUACGGUUCAUGGAGAAGUCCACGUCACGCUCAAGACACGACCCCCGUACUCCAACUGGUUCAUAGAGGACCAAGCCAAGGCCGCCGGCUUCGUCAUGAAGGAGCGGCGACAGUUUAAUAUCAAGUUGUUUCCGGGCUAUCGGCAUCGUACGACGGACCCACAGGCCAAGAAGUUCGAGCCUCAUCUCUGCGUUACGUACGUUUUUGUGGUUAACCGGUCUAAGUACCCCUCUCAGAAGAGCCGAGCUGCGUUGAAUGCGGCUAGUGUCGAGGUUGCAGCUUCUGAAGCCAGCGAGCAGCACGAUCUGGCUGCUGCUAUUGUCAAAAUUGCCAAGGCCAAUGCUGUUGCUAGCAAGAACGUGAAGAGUAAAGCGCAGACUGCUGUUGCACAGAGGCAACAUCCACCCAAGAAGUCAGCUCCGAUUUCAGUAUUUCCCGGCGUGGAACAACACGUACAACAGCCCAAUGUAAUUCGUGGCAAGCUCUGGAAACCCUUGCACCGUCGAGUUGGAGGAACUUUUUUCUAGAGUGUUGCAUGCGGUUUCGGCAACUAAAGGCUACAUAAUACUUCAGUACGCUUUAACUCUUU